GAGAGGUGUGACAUUUCACCUUUCGGACGCGGCGCUCCUCGUCUCCCUUUCUCUCCCUUUCUCUCCCGUUGCUCUCACCCCCACCCCAAUCACGCACUCUCAUCCUCCCCCUCAAGAUGCUAAUAGCCCUAACCGGGCCCCCCUGCUCCGGCAAAGCAACCAUAGCCCACUACCUCACAACCUUCCAUGGCUUCCAACCCCUCCUCCUCGCCGCAACAGCACACCACGCCCCCAAAUUCACCUCCCAGCUCCGCCAACCCCUCACCUUCCCGACCGCGGAAGCCCUCACCGCCCACGUCACGCAGCACUGGAACCGCGAUUUUGUCCUGGUCGCGAUUGGGGAUGUCAGGGAUUGGGAGGUUAUCAGUAAACGACCCUUUGCGAUGUUGGUCGGGGUGGACGCGCCGAUGAGUGUGCGGUAUAGAAGGGUGUGCGAGAAAAUCAAGAAUAGGACACACAAGGAGGAGGAGGAGGACGGAUACCCCUCGGAGAUGACGCUGGCGGAGUUUGUAGAAGCCGACGAGAAGAUACUAUUCGGUUCAGGAUACGGGUCUGACCUCCCAUCCAUCUCCGCAAUGACGCUCGAAAACUCCACGCCAACAUCACCCCCAACCUCCUCCGCCGCCUCCACCUCCUCCACCGACCCCCCACCAACCCUCCACACCCUCCUCCCGCACGCCACCCUCCUCCUCUUCAACCCCUACCCCACCCUCCCCCUCCUCCACGAACACCUCCGCCUCACCCACCUCACCAACCCGCAACGUCUCCGCCCAGGCUGGGACAUGUACUUCAUGGCCCUGUGCGACCUCGCCGCGCGCCGCAGCAACUGCAUGAAGCGCCGCGUGGGGUGUAUUCUGGUCAAGAACAAUCGCAUCAUCGCGACGGGGUACAAUGGGACACCGAGGGGGGUGACGAACUGUGCGGAGGGCGGGUGUCCGCGGUGCAAUAAAAGUGGAGCGGGGUGUGGGGUCGGGUUGGAUGUGUGUUUGUGUUUGCAUGCUGAGGAGAACGCAUUGUUGGAAGCAGGCCGCGAACGCAUCGACGACGGCCGCACCAUCCUCUACUGCAACACCUGCCCUUGCUUGGGGUGCGCGAAAAAGAUCAUUCAGGUCGGGGUCAAGGAGGUCGUGUAUGCGCAGGCGUAUGGGAUGGAUGGGAUGACGGAGCGGUUGUUGACGGAGGCCGGGGUUGUGUUGAGGCAGUGGGUUGGGGUUGGGGGUGGGGGGGUUUGAAUUUGGGCAGGCACGCGAAGGAGCGGCGUAAG
Messenger RNA from Fimicolochytrium jonesii, 1264 nucleotides. Its product is annotated as deoxycytidylate deaminase-like protein. The record is from RefSeq and is a predicted model, not a curated record. Gene Ontology annotation, molecular function: zinc ion binding; hydrolase activity. The transcript has 2 exons. NCBI's taxonomy places the organism in Eukaryota, Fungi, Chytridiomycota, Chytridiomycetes, Spizellomycetales, Powellomycetaceae. Bases 117 to 1232 code for a protein of 371 amino acids.